ACAUUUAAAUUACGUACUACCAAAAAAAUCAAAAAAAAAAAACCAACAGACAUCAUGGCAGCCACAACAACAGCGAACAAAUCACCGCAGCAACAUGAACAGCAGCAACAUAGACGGCAGCAACAUCUUCAGUGGAGCGCCUGCAUUUUGAUAGUCGUGUUCGGACUGUUUUCGAUGCUGGCAGGGAACUGUGUCAAUGGGCAAAUCGAUGGAUAUACUGCUGGUGAGGAUUACCCUGCCUACGAUGCCGUGCCCAAGGGUCUGGCCUUCAAUUGCCAGGGCCGCCAGCCGGGUUACUAUGCCGAUACAGAGACGCGUUGUCAGGUCUGGCAUUGGUGCCUCCACUCUGGCCACCAGUACUCCUUCCUCUGCCCGAAUGGAACCGUUUUCAACCAAGCCGUGAGGGUCUGCGACUGGUGGUCGAAUGUGAACUGCGAGGGCUCGGAGCAACUCUACCAGAACAACGACGAAUUAUAUCGCAUCCCAGAGCGCCAGCAGCAGCAGAAUGAAGUAUGAUAUGAGGCCGAUGAUGAGUAUAAGAUUGGGACAGCAAACGGAACCAGACAGCGCGGCGGAAGACAGCGGCAAUUUCAAAAGCAACAGCAACAGCAGCAGCUGCAGCAGCAGCAACAACAUCAACAACUAAACAGCAACAUCAGCGGAAUCAAUAGCAACAAUAGAAUCGUAGAUAGCAGCGACUACAGUAAAAUGACCAAAAAUAGCUUUAGAGGUAGCAUGAGAUUUACCACACCAAGUACCAAUCCUCAAUCGUCAUACUCAUCAUCACAGCAGCAGCAGCAACAGCAAAAUCAGCAUCAGCAACAGAAGCAACAUAAUUCUAGUAAAAAUAGCGAAAGAAAAUCAAAGCCUAGUAGAGUUAACCAUAGAGAUAGGGAAAGCAACCAAACUAGAUCUAGGAAUCGCACUCACAAUACCCAUCAACCCGGCAAUAAAAACAACAACAACAGCUCACGAGGCAAACAGCGAUAUAAUACAAAUAAAUUCGAAAAUGAUGCAGAGCUCAAGGAUUACAAGAGCAAGAUCAAGAACAAAUACAAUAUCGAUUAUGAUCAUUCUUUGGAUGAAGAAUAUGAAAUAAUCGAGGCCAUCGAAUGAGUUUAACUAGCUUAGUACUCGUUGUUCUUGUUGUUGUUGUCGUCACAAAACCCCCAUGAAUUGGCGCUUCUUUCCCCCCCAAAAGUUUUGAAUGUUCCCCUAAAAUUAUCCGUUGUAUAUAUGUUAAAGAAAAACACAUUCCUUUCAUUGUUAAAUAUACACACCACCUUUCAUCUUC
Drosophila rhopaloa is the source of this 1294-nucleotide messenger RNA. RefSeq names its product probable serine/threonine-protein kinase dyrk1. Gene Ontology annotation, cellular component: extracellular region. NCBI's taxonomy places the organism in Eukaryota, Metazoa, Arthropoda, Insecta, Diptera, Drosophilidae. The record is from RefSeq and is a predicted model, not a curated record. The transcript has 3 exons. Gene Ontology annotation, molecular function: chitin binding.